AUGCCUCUUGCUUUCCUGGAACGCACCGUGCCAGGCAGUCACUACGAGCUGGGCGAGUCGUUCGUUGAGCAGACGUACGACGGCAUGACAUUGCUGCUCACGAUGCACGUGUCUGGCGCUCAGAGCGUCGUGUUCGAGGUGCUGCAGUACCUCAGGGACAUCGCAGAACACCUGCUGAUCUUCAUGUCCUCGAGCAGAUCCAUGGCUCUCUACGAGGCUUGUGGGAAGGCCCUCAAGAUUUACACGGACCAACACGCUGGGAGCGUAAGGCGUGUUGACCCCACCUCGGAGGAGGACGCGUACGAGGACGUCGUGUGCGUUCUGCAGCUGCUGAGCAACCUGAUCACGAAAGAUCUCGUCGACCAAAGCGACGAACCCGCCAGCGAAAAGGAUCGAGACGUGAAGGUGACGGACGUGGUUUUUUUCGGUCUGAAGAAGGUGAUGCCUCUCAUGACGGAGGGGUUGCUGCAGUUCCCGGAGCUCGCCACACAGUAUUUUUCCCUGGUGGGUUUCAUGGUGCAGACCUUCUCCGACAAGCUGUCGGGCCUAGAGCCGGAGCUCUUCCAGCAGGUCGUCAGCUCACUCGUUUUCGGGAGCCAGAGCACGAACUCUCCCGUCGCACGGAACAGCCUGCAGGCCAUCUCGGUGAUGGCCGGGCACCACGUGUCGGAAAAAGUGAAGGGGGGAGAGGGGCUGUCGGCACACCUUGCCGUGAAGCCGGACCUCUUCUUGGGAAUCCUCCGUACCCUGCUGGACAUGCUCAUGUUCCAGCGAUCGCUGUGGGAUCGCCUGGACGCGUGUUCGUUGGCGGUGCUGCCGCUACUCGUCUGCGAGCAGGAGGGUUUCCAGAGACUCGCCGAGGAGCUGGUGGCAUCGCAGCCCGAGACCGUCAGGCCUCGCCUGGUGAAGGCGUUUCACAAGCUGCACGCCAGCCACGCGGCCUGCGGCGGUGGCCUGGACAGGGCGGGGCGGCGGCGUUUCCCCGAGGCCAUGAAGGAGUUCACCAUGUCCUGCCGAGGGUUCCUCCAGACGAAGUGACCGAAAAAAAAGCUGUUCUUGUUUUGUAGUGCUGUUUGUUUUUCCUGCUGCUGCUGCUGCUGCUGCAGCUGUUUCUGCUGCUUUUGGGGUGUUGGUCGUCAUGUGGUUAUCGUUGCUGCUGCGUUUUUGUGUCAGAAUAUUUUCCCGUUUAUUGCGAACGGAGAACUAACCUUGUGCUGCCUUCGUUUGUACUCACGACUGACUGCGCUUCAGCUUUUCUCGUGGGUUUUUUGUGUUUUUUGUGGACACCCAGUUCCAGGCACAACCGUAUUCCGAAGACAGUGCUUGCUGUUCCUGCGCGCAAUGCGCGAUUGUUAUGAUUUUGCGAUUUGUCUUGUUUG
Molecule: messenger RNA, 1379 nt
Organism: Ectocarpus siliculosus
Lineage: Eukaryota; Phaeophyceae; Ectocarpales; Ectocarpaceae
Source: the annotation of a GenBank genome assembly